Penicillium chermesinum is the source of this 732-nucleotide messenger RNA. RefSeq lists its product as uncharacterized. Gene Ontology annotation, cellular component: peroxisomal membrane. Bases 1 to 732 code for a protein of 243 amino acids. Lineage: Eukaryota; Fungi; Ascomycota; Eurotiomycetes; Eurotiales; Aspergillaceae. The record is from RefSeq and is a predicted model, not a curated record. Gene Ontology annotation, biological process: peroxisome fission. The transcript has 3 exons.
AUGGCUCAAUUGGCCCCAACUCGUCCGAGGCCGUCGCUGGCCAGACAAUUCGCCAAUUUCACCAAUUCCACCGCCGGUCUGGACUUGACCCUGCGCCUGUGCCAUAGCUUAGUGCUCAUCGGCACUGGACUCGACUUGGACUCUUCCAUCGUGACCAAAUGCGCUGUCGCCGCAUCGCAGAUCGGGCAAGGGCGGCGCUAUCUCCGCUUAUUCGGGUUCCUGGAUUGUUUUCAGAAUGUCCAAGAUAUUCUGUCUACAAAGGAUGCAUUCAGAGACCGCGCAGCCAUGAUAGAUCUGCUCGAGUUCAGCUGCUUGGGAAUGUACCUCGGUCUGGAGGGCACGACGAUGUUACACGAUAUGAACGUCGUUUCGGUUUCGUGGUACACGCCUGUUCUCCUUGAAUCUUACAAGUUCUGGUUCUAUGCGAUUUGUGUCGCGAUUGCAAGAACCGUCUCGGUCCUGCUGUUUGGCCCGGCCGUGCCUACUUCUCAAAAGCAGGCUCAGGAGGUUCAGGAUGAGAAGAAAGAAAGAAGACCCGCGGAAUCCAUUCCUGCCAGAGCAGUACCUACUACGUCGUCUCUUUUGAAGCAGCUUCUCAUUGACUGCUUGGACUUGACUAUCCCGGGGUCCUUACUAGGAUGGAUGCCCAUCAGCGACUUCGCAGUGUCGAUUGCCAUGUUUGCAAGCACCGUCCUUGCCUGGCCGUCAUUGUGGGCAAAAGUGCAACCGUGA